Messenger RNA from Malassezia globosa CBS 7966, 339 nucleotides. RefSeq lists its product as uncharacterized. NCBI's taxonomy places the organism in Eukaryota, Fungi, Basidiomycota, Malasseziomycetes, Malasseziales, Malasseziaceae. Bases 1 to 339 code for a protein of 112 amino acids. The transcript has a single exon. The record is from RefSeq and is a predicted model, not a curated record.
AUGUACUUCUCGCUGUACGCUCUCGAGACGCCAAAGCCACAGGACGACAUCCAGUGGCUUACGUACUGGGUGGUGUUUGGCUUCUUCAACUUUGUUGAGACAUUCGUGAACUUUGUCCUGUACUGGUUCCCCUUCUACUACACGUUCAAGACGCUUGCGAUUGUCUGGCUUAUGCUCCCUCAGACGCAGGGUGCCAAGCUGGUGUACCACCGCAUUCUGCGCCCGGCAUUCCUGUCGAUCACAGGCUCGACUCCAUCGACGCGUGCUCCGGCGACUGCCGCCGACACAAGCAAGACGGGCUUUGCUGCCUCGUCGACGGGCGGUCUUCACACUGAGUAA